AUGAUUCGUCGAGAUGGACAAUUAUCUUUAGCACGAAAAGAUGAACGUUGGCAAAUAUUACAAGAACUUGCUAAAGAAUUAUUAACAGAUUUUACAAAACCAAUUCGUGUUACAUUAAAUAUUAAUAAUGAAAAGAAAACAUUUGAAUUUGAAGUAUUGAAUCUUGUUCGACAAGAAAAAAUUCGUGAUAUUUUUUUUGAUUUUAUUAAUGGACAAACUGGAAUACGACUAAGAGAUCCUAUUCGAGUUAUUGAAACUUUAUUUAAACAAAAAAUUCGUAACGAUUUUGUUUGUAUAAAAAAUAAAUUCUAUAGUAGACGUCAACAACUCAUUGAUCUUAUCGAAACAACUCAUGCUGGUCGUCUUCUUCGAUAUCGAGUAAAAGGUUUUGGUAAAUCUGCAAAUCAAUUAACAUUUAAUCUUCGUUCUGAUAAAGAUCAAACAACAACAACAACAUCUAUGAAAUCUGAAAAUGAAUUAACAUUUGAUGAUUCUAAUGGUUACCAAUCAACAAUAGAAUUGAAGAAAUCAGUUAGUGUAGCUGAAUAUUUUACUAAAAAAUAUAAACGAUUACAGUAUCCUAAUCUUCCUUGUGUGGAUGCUCGAAAUGGAAAUGAAGAAAAAACAAAUUGGUUAUCAAUGGAAGUUGUUAAGGAAAGUUCUUUAAGACCACUUGAUAGUGUUCAACGUGCUCUCGUUUCAAAAACAACAAUUGUUAAACCAGAUAGACGAUAUGAUGAAAUUAUGAAAAUUGUACGAUAA
Molecule: messenger RNA, 762 nt
Organism: Rotaria sordida
Lineage: Eukaryota; Metazoa; Rotifera; Eurotatoria; Philodinida; Philodinidae
Source: the annotation of a GenBank genome assembly